Messenger RNA from Lepus europaeus (European hare), 495 nucleotides. RefSeq names its product cytochrome c oxidase subunit 6B1. Gene Ontology annotation, cellular component: mitochondrion; respiratory chain complex IV; mitochondrial inner membrane. Bases 119 to 379 code for a protein of 86 amino acids. The record is from RefSeq and is a predicted model, not a curated record. The transcript is spliced from 4 exons. NCBI's taxonomy places the organism in Eukaryota, Metazoa, Chordata, Mammalia, Lagomorpha, Leporidae.
GCCCCUCGCCUCCCGGCUUCCGCCGGCCCUAAUUCCGCUUCCUGUCUGCCGUCGGCGUCUUUGCUGAGGGUCACAUUGAGCGGCCAGCUGCUUCAGGGGCGUCGUCAGGAUCAGCACCAUGGCAGAAGACAUCAAGACCAAAAUCAAGAACUACAAGACCGCUCCAUUUGACAGCCGCUUCCCCAACCAGAACCAGACCAGGAACUGCUGGCAGAACUACCUGGACUUCCACCGCUGUGAGAAGGCGAUGACCGCAAAAGGGGGUGACGUCUCUGUGUGCGAGUGGUACCGGCGUGUGUACAAGUCUCUCUGCCCCAUCUCCUGGGUCUCCGCCUGGGACGAACGCCGAGCAGAAGGCACGUUUCCUGGGAAGAUCUGAACUGGCCCCACCCACUCCUGUACCUCCGUCCCGCUCCCAGGGUGGGAAAGGGGGACCUGCCCUGGGACCCUGAAUCAUGACUGAGCUGAUAAUAAAAACUCGCUAGAGACCUGGAA